This is a messenger RNA of Kickxella alabastrina, 685 nucleotides long. RefSeq names its product ubiquitin-conjugating enzyme E2-17 kDa. The record is from RefSeq and is a predicted model, not a curated record. The transcript has 3 exons. Lineage: Eukaryota; Fungi; Kickxellomycota; Kickxellomycetes; Kickxellales; Kickxellaceae. Bases 1 to 465 code for a protein of 154 amino acids.
AUGGCGACGCCUAUGAGAAUUAUCAAAGAGGUCAAGCGCCUCGGCGUGGAUCCAGUUCCCGGAAUCUCGGCCAAACCCACUGAGAACAACAUUCGGUACUUUGACGUGCUCAUGGACGGGCCAUCGCAGUCUCCCUACGAAGGUGGUCGCUUCAAGCUCGAGUUGUUUUUGCCCGAGGAGUACCCCAUGUCACCGCCCAAGGUGCGGUUUUUGACAAAGAUGUACCACCCGAACAUUGAUAAGCUGGGCCGCAUUUGCCUGGACAUUCUCAAGGAUAAGUGGUCGCCGGCAUUGCAGGUGCGCACGGUGCUUUUGUCCAUCCAGGCGCUGCUCUCAGCACCCAACCCCGACGACCCGCUUGCCAAUGAUGUUGCUGAGCAGUGGAAGACAGAUGAAAAGCUGGCUAUUCAGACUGCCAAGCAGUGGACUGAGAUGUAUGCUUGCCUAUCGAGCAAGGUGAAGUAAGCCAUGAGGGGAAAGACUAAUUGUGGGGUGAAGAGUAUUUGUAAAUGAAAUAGGCAGGUUUUUUAAUCGAAAUUGUUUACUCUUUGGUUGUCGAAAUGGAAUAGUCUCGUUCAAAGCUGUUUUUGCUGCUGCUAUCGUUUAUUUUUUUUUUCCUCUAUACAUCCCCGCCCACUUUGCAGAGAGAUUUCUUUUUUAAUAGCAAAACUUUAAAUAUAUACAU